CAAGAGAGAGCGGCGGGCAUCUCUUAUCCUCUCCUCCUCCCUCCCUCCUCCAUUGAGCGGCAUCUCCUCCCUGAUCGAUCGAUCGCGGCCAGGCGCGGCGGGCGAGCAGGAGAGAUCUUGCGCCACAGCACUUGGAUUCUUGGAGCCUGAUCAGGUGGGAAAUAUUUCGCGAAAUCGCGAGGUAUUUCGAUCGCCGUUCUUCGAGAACGAGCGCAGUUCCCCCGGGGUGCCACAGAUUUACGCGAGAAUGACAGGGAUUUGAGCGCCAGGGCAGCGAUCUGGGGAAAUCGUCGUUCUUGAAAUACCAUGGCGCACUCUGGUAAGUUCGAGCACAUCGAUGCGUGGGGGAACAACAGCCGGCGCGGCAGCCUGCGCAGUAGCAGCGUCCGCAACUGGGGGAUCGGCCCCGAGAGCGUCUUCAGCCGAUCUUCCACCUCGCGGACGGUUCCCGCGGCGAACGACGAUGAGGAGGCUCUCCGGUGGGCCGCGCUGGAGAAGCUGCCCACGUAUGAUCGGCUGCGCACCACGAUCCUCAAGAACCUCCAGGGCAGCCGGGUUGUCCACCAGGAAAUCGAUGUGCGGAAUUUGGGGCCGCUGGAGCGCCAGAUCCUCAUGGACAAUCUCAUCCAGGCCACCGAGGAAGACAAUGAGAAGUUCCUCAAGAAGCUCCGCAAUCGAAUCGACAGAGUUGGGAUCGAGCUGCCCACCACCGAGGUGCGCUUCGAGAAUGUGACGAUCAAUGCGGAAUGCAUGGUGGGAGGAAGAGCGCUGCCCACACUCUGGAACGCUGUCAGGAACACGGCAGAGAUGCUCCUCGGUGUCGUGGGAAUCUCUACUGGAAAAAGCACCACUCUUACAAUCCUCAAGGAUGUGAGUGGAAUCAUCAAGCCUGGAAGAAUGACGCUCUUGCUUGGUCCUCCGAGCUCAGGAAAAACGACAUUGCUACUUGCAUUGGCUGGAAAAUUGGACCCAACUCUCAAGACGAGGGGACAAGUCACAUACAAUGGCUACGAGCUUGACGAGUUCGUUCCGCAAAAGACGUCGGCUUAUAUCAGCCAGCACGAUCUACACGUCGGUGAGAUGACUGUUCGCGAGACACUGGAGUUCUCAGCAAGAUGUCAAGGAGUCGGUACUCGAUAUGGUGAGCUAAAACUUUUGGUGCCUUUUAGGAAUGUGUCUAAUCCUAGAGCUUGUUCUGCGUUCCUAGAGUUAUUAGCGGAGCUUGCGAGACGAGAAAAGGAAGCGGGGAUUCUUCCCGAUGCCCACAUUGAUCUCUACAUGAAGGCCACAGCCACUGAAGGUGUCCAGAAUGCCAUUAUCACUGACUACACUUUGAAGAUUCUUGGCCUUGAUGUCUGUGCGGACACGAUGGUGGGAGACGACAUGAGACGUGGAAUUUCCGGAGGGCAGAAAAAGCGAGUCACCACAGGAGAAAUGAUAGUUGGGCCUACGAAGACUUUGUUCAUGGACGAGAUCUCAACAGGCCUUGACAGCUCCACCACCUUCCAGAUCGUGAAAUGCCUCCAGCAAUUUGCUCACGUUAUCGAAGGGACCGUGUUCAUGUCACUCCUCCAACCAGCGCCCGAAACUUUCAAUCUCUUCGACGACAUCAUUCUCCUUUCAGAGGGUCAGAUUGUGUAUCAAGGCCCGAGGAAGUACGUAAUGGAGUUUUUCGAGAGCUGUGGGUUCAGGUGUCCCGAUCGGAAAGGCAUUGCGGACUUUCUGCAGGAGGUAACUUCUCGCAAAGACCAGCAGCAAUACUGGGCUGAUAGUCGUCGACCAUACAAAUACAUUUCCGUUAAAGAAUUCACUGAAAGAUUCAAACAAUUUCACGUUGGACAGCAGUUGACCGCGGAACUCAAGCAUCCAUACCACAAGUCCAGCAGCCACAAAGCAGCUCUAGUCUUCAAAAGAUACUCUGUGAGCAACCUGGAACUUUUCAAAGCAGGAUUUGCUAAAGAGUGGUUGCUGGUGAAGCGAAAUUCUUUCGUCUACGUCUUUAAAUCCGUGCAGAUUGUUAUUAUGGCUUUCGUUGCCAUGACCGUUUUCUUGCGAACGAGAAUGCAUCAAAGAAAUCUCAACGACGCAAAUGCUUACCUGGGGGCCUUAUUUUUCUCGCUCAUCACCAUCAUGUUUAACGGAUUCUCUGAGGUUUCAAUCACUAUCACUCGCCUUCCCGUGUUUUUCAAACAGCGAGACUUGCUCUUUCAUCCGGCAUGGGCUUACACGCUACCAACUUAUGCGCUGAGCCUUCCAUUUGCAGUGAUUGAGUCCUUCAUAUGGACUGCCAUGACUUAUUAUGUCGAGGGGCUCGCACCCGAGGCCGGACGAUUUUUCAAGCACUUUCUAGUGCUCCUGCUUGUGCAUCAAAUGGCAUCGUCACUUUUCCGCUGCAUUGCGGGUUUGUGCCGGACUAUGAUCAUCUCGAACACCGGAGGAGCCUUUUCGCUACUUGUCGUGUUCGUGCUUGGAGGAUUCAUUAUAUCAAAAGAUAGAAUUCCGUCGUGGUGGAUAUGGGGUUACUGGAUUUCUCCUCUAACAUAUGCAGACAGUGCAAUCAGUAUCAACGAGCUGCUAGCGCCUCGCUGGCGACAGCCCGUGGUGAACUCAACGCUUACGCUGGGUGUCAAAGCUCUUCGAGACAGAUCGUUUCAGUAUAGAGGCUAUUGGUUCUGGAUUGGUGUCGCGGCUUUAGUUGGUUUUGUUACACUUUUCAACGUUAUCUAUACGCUGGCUUUGACAUUCUUGAAACCGCUCGGAAAGCCUCAGGCUGUUAUCUCCGAGGAAUCUAUGGCAGAGAUCCAAGCCAGCCAGCAAGGUAUUGAAUAUGAUCCGUACGCGAAAUCCCGAGAACGUUCAAACAGGAGAUCUUUCCCGCGCUCACUGUCUUCUACUGACGCGAACAACUUGGGCGGUGUUCAGAUGCAGAGAAUCUCAAUGGGGAGAGAAGACAUGAAUCUGGCAACCGUAGAGGGAGUUGCUCCAAAGCGGGGAAUGAUUCUACCUUUCACACCUUUGUCAAUUUCGUUCAAUGAUAUAAGCUACUUUGUUGACAUGCCAGCGGAAAUGAAGGAGCAGGGAGUUACGGAGCCGCGGCUUCAGCUGUUAAACAAUGUGACUGGAGCUUUCCGUCCAGGGGUGCUGACUUCACUCAUGGGUGUCAGUGGUGCUGGAAAAACAACACUGAUGGACGUCCUGGCGGGAAGAAAGACUGGCGGCUACAUCGAAGGCGAUAUCAGAAUUUCUGGCUAUCCCAAAAAGCAAGAAACUUUCGCGAGGAUUUCAGGCUACUGUGAACAAAACGACAUUCACUCGCCACAAGUGACCAUUCGGGAGUCUCUCAUAUUUUCGGCGUGGCUGCGACUAUCUAAAGACGUUGACGCCGACAGCAAAAUGCAAUUCGUCGACGAAGUUAUGGAGCUGGUGGAAUUAGAGAGCCUCGGGGACGCAAUAGUUGGCCUUCCUGGAGUGACUGGACUAUCCACUGAGCAACGCAAGCGUCUCACAAUAGCCGUGGAGCUCGUAGCAAAUCCUUCCAUCAUCUUUAUGGACGAGCCAACGUCCGGGUUGGACGCAAGAGCUGCCGCAAUCGUGAUGAGAACGGUGAGGAACACAGUCGACACUGGAAGAACCGUCGUGUGUACCAUCCACCAGCCGAGCAUUGACAUCUUCGAGGCCUUCGACGAGCUUCUCUUGUUGAAAAGAGGAGGGCAGGUUGUCUACGCUGGGCCGCUAGGCAGGAAUUCCCAAAAGCUGAUCGACUACUUCCAAGCGAUCCCGGGAGUCCCGAAGAUCAAAGACGGCUAUAACCCCGCAACAUGGAUGCUUGAGGUGAGCUCAACGAGCGUGGAACAGAAAAUGAACGUGGACUUUGCAAACAUCUACUUGAACUCGUCACUCUACCAACGAAACAAGGCUCUUGUGAAGGAGCUGAGUGUCCCAGCUCCUGACAGGCGAGACCUCCACUUCUCAACGCAGUACUCUCAAUCCUUUUACGGUCAGCUCAAGUCGUGCUUGUGGAAGCAAAACUGGACAUACUGGAGGAGUCCCGAUUACAACUGCGUCCGGUUCUUGUUCACAAUCAUGUCAGCGCUCUUGUUUGGAUCGAUCUUUUGGAACGUUGGACCAAAGAGGAGUAGACAACAAGAUCUCUUUAACGUGGCUGGUGCAAUGUAUGGUGCUACCAUGUUUUUGGGGGUCAACAACUGCUCCACAGUCCAACCAGUUGUCGCCACCGAGAGAACUGUGUUUUACAGGGAGCGUGCUGCUGGAAUGUACUCGGCCCUUCCUUAUGCUCUAGCUCAAGUUCUUAUCGAGAUACCAUACAUUUUCCUGCAAACGAUCUUCUACGCCGGCAUCACGUACUCGAUGAUCAACUUCGAGUGGAGCGCUGCCAAGUUCAUGUGGUACUUCUUCGUCAUGUUCUUCACUUUCAUGUACUUCACGUACUACGGCAUGAUGGCCGUGGCGAUCACCCCAAACCACCAGGUCGCUGCCAUCAUGGCCUCUUCCUUCUACUCGCUCUUCAAUCUCUUCUCGGGCUUUAUGAUUCCCAAGCCGAGAAUUCCAAAGUGGUGGAUCUGGUACUAUUGGAUCUGUCCGGUUGCGUGGACAGUGUAUGGCCUGAUCGCGUCCCAAUAUGGAGACGAUCUCACGCCUCUCACCACACCCGAUGGCCGAGGCACGACCGUCAAGGCGUUUGUGGAGAGCUACUUUGGUUACGACCACGACUUUUUGGGUGCCGUCGGGGGUGUCUUGGUCGGUUUCUCGGUCUUCUUCGCCUUCAUGUUCGCCUACUGUAUCAAGUACCUCAACUUCCAACUGAGGUAGCUCUUCUUUUCCAAUGAGCUUUGGGCUCAGCCAAGCAAAAGUUUGUGAGCUCAUUACUAGGAUGAUACACUUUUGUAACAUAUGUAUAAAAGAUCAACAAAGCUUGAGAAUUUCUUCAUA
This is a messenger RNA of Selaginella moellendorffii, 4950 nucleotides long. Its product is annotated as ABC transporter G family member 35. Gene Ontology annotation, molecular function: ATP hydrolysis activity; ATP binding; ABC-type transporter activity. The coding region runs from base 307 to 4830 and encodes 1507 amino acids. The transcript is spliced from 21 exons. Lineage: Eukaryota; Viridiplantae; Streptophyta; Lycopodiopsida; Selaginellales; Selaginellaceae. Gene Ontology annotation, cellular component: membrane. The record is from RefSeq and is a predicted model, not a curated record.